GGGUGUCCGGCCGGAACGAUGGCGGAUUCCGAAACAUCGCGCGAGAUCAGCGAGACACUCUCGGCUAUUGUGCGCAUCGCAUAUCGUCAAUCUAGCAUCAUGUGCGGCACGCACGAUCCCAUCGCGCCGGUAAAUGACGCGGCCGCGAACGCCGGCGACGCGGACGCGCGCGGCAUGGAGUGCACGCGUCGUCUGCUGGGUCUGCCGCUGUUCGCCACGGUGACAUCGGCGUUCUGCGGUGCGUACACGGCCGUGCGGGGCUCCCACGAGUCGGUCGCGACGAUAUUAGGUUACGUGGAGAACGGGAUGCAUACGAGCUUAGACUUCGCAAGUCCCGUCACCGACAAAGUGGCCGGCAUCCUGGAAACGCCGCUCAAGGCCGUCGAUAGUGCGAUGUGUGCUAGUCUGGACUUCGUCGAGGAGAAGAUACCCUCCGUGAAGCUGCCGCCCGGUCAGAUCUACGAGAACAUGAAGGACAGCGUCAGGAAUAUAUUCACCUCGGCGUUCGAAGUUCUUAGGCCUCUGUUUGGCGGGCCGAAGAAUCGGAUAGAGGACUUGUCGAUUGCGAGUGAGACUGCACAAAAGGAAAUCCGAAAAGUGUCUAGUUGAAUGGCGAAAAUGCCAAGGACGAUUAGUACUCAGGCUUUCGUCGUGAGAUGUGCACGGUGUUUUAAAUGAUUAUCACCAGGAUGAGAUCAAGUCCAUUUCAAACGGUUUGUAUAACUCGUAUCGUAAUUCAGGACGGAAUUCUAUUUCCAAUUUUAUUUGCCGUGUAAUACAUAAAAG
This is a messenger RNA of Pogonomyrmex barbatus (red harvester ant), 786 nucleotides long. Its product is annotated as perilipin-1-like. Gene Ontology annotation, biological process: positive regulation of triglyceride storage; lipid storage. The record is from RefSeq and is a predicted model, not a curated record. Gene Ontology annotation, cellular component: lipid droplet; cytosol. NCBI's taxonomy places the organism in Eukaryota, Metazoa, Arthropoda, Insecta, Hymenoptera, Formicidae.